Mercenaria mercenaria is the source of this 10203-nucleotide messenger RNA. RefSeq lists its product as uncharacterized. Lineage: Eukaryota; Metazoa; Mollusca; Bivalvia; Venerida; Veneridae. The transcript is spliced from 8 exons. Bases 3647 to 6235 code for a protein of 862 amino acids. The record is from RefSeq and is a predicted model, not a curated record.
CUCGCCCCGAAUUCCUCCCAAAGAAGAGCUUUCCCGGAAUGACGGCCGCUCGUGUCAGUGUGGGUGGGUGGGAACCAUCUUUUCAACGGUCACACGGUCCGUUCCAAAGCUCAAGAUCUAGAGUAGUGCUGCAUCCAACUUGAAAAAAAGUGAAAACUUCCAAAGACCGAUAUUAAGACCAGCUCACCAGUAAACAAGAGUUUUUCCAGAGUAGCCACCAGACUAGUCCUUUUUAGACCGUCACACUCUACAACGGCCACUCGGUCCUAUUUCUAAUUCAGGGCCCCGCAGGGUCCUGCUAUCAACCGCUGUAACAAUUUUUACUCAUUUUGUUUCGAAAAUGUGCCUUUGCAACAAUUUGAAACCAUCCAAAGCGCCAGUUUUCAUACUUUCAUAUAGUAGCAUAGUUCUGCCACGAGAUUGUGAGGUAGCUAUUGUGGUACUUAAACAUCUAUCUUAAUAAGCGAAGUUUUGCUCAAAAUAUUAUUUCAAAAUUCGAAAUUUCCUAUUAAUACCAUUGCGAUAAUUUACAUUAUCAUCCCGUUUUUUUGUUUUGUUGUUUGGUUGUUUGCGUAAGUGCCCACAGCAGCCAUUUAUUUGCUAAAUAUCUAUCUCGAGUUUUUGAGCGGUUAUCCUCGAACAUUUCUGAGAACUUUUUCUCAGUAGCCUUAAGUUUCCUUGAAAAAACAUAUUUUGAUAAUAAUAAUUUAUUGUAAUGCUGAUUUCAGAAAAAUGCAUAACUUCCCUGGAAAGUUUAGACUAUUAUCGAGAUAGCUACCAAGUCUCGCGGCAGUUUCAAACACUAACGCAAAAUUUUGCGCUAAAAUGUUUUAGGGAAAAAAUAUAAAAUAUCUAGAAAAUAUCAUGUCUUGCUGAAAUGUUUUCAGAAAAAUGUACACAUUUCUUGAAAAGUUUACAGUAUCAUCGUAACAGUUACCUAGCUAUCUCGUGGCAGAAUUAUGCAACCAUACUUUCAUAUUCCUACUUUCAUUUGCGUACCUAGCAAUUAGAGAAGGUAACUACAUUAUUGUUACUAUUGGCACAGGCUGUUCAAAGCUCAUUUAUACCAAAUACAAAUAUCAGUAACAUUAUUACAAAUUUUAAAUGCAGUACUCGGCGGGCACCUGAGUUUAACCACCGAUCUUCCGUAAGCCAGCUGGAUGGUCUGUGGUUCUACCAGAUGCCCGUCCGUGAUGAUGUAAUGCUCAGAGGGGCGGGCCCUUGGGGUCUUCCUCGAUCAUCAAAGCUGGACAUUAGCCAUAUGAAUUGUAAUUGUGUCGGUGCAACGUUAAAAUAUUUUAGACAAAAAUGCAUUAUAAAAGAAUGCAUCCAUAAGAUACAAAAAAUAAGGUGUGUCUUUCUAUUCAUUAAACGAUAUCACUAAAUCGCAGUAGGAUUAUAAUAACACAAACUGAAAAUCCAAACACUUAACAUACAAAUAUACAAUAAAACCUCCACUGUAAACGAAUGAUAUUAAUCGGUUCUUCGAUGAAAGAAAAGACACAUAAUACACUAAAAUAAAAAAUAAAUGACACAGAGCUAGAAAAUGUAACAUUGCAAAAUGUGUAUUUAUCUAGAUAAUACACUAAAUUGGCAUACUCAGAAAGACAAUGUAUUUUAAAACUUAUUGCAAAAUUGUACUUCUGAAAACUAUCACUCUUUAUUUAAUAGCGAAGAGCAAAUUGGUGUACUAUUAUGCAUGUAUUCUUCCUAUUCUCGAUUAUGGUUGUACUAUUUGGAAAAAGAUACAAACUGUUAUUCAAAUGUAUAAAUAAAGUGAAAGUAAUACAAAAUAGAGCGGCCAAGAUUAUAAUUAACAGACCGAUAAUGUCACCUACAUUAACACUUUUUAAUGAUCUAAAAUGGCUUAAAUUUUGUAACAGGGUAAAAUAUAACACAGCAGUGAUGGUUUACAAAUCUAUGCAUAAUACAUGACAUGCCUGACGUAUUGUCUCAAAUAUUAAAUGAAUUGCGUGUAUAUGAUAUUCAGGUACAUCAAAUACUUUCAUUAAAUUGUCAUUUACUUUAUGCUAUAUUUUUCAGAAACUUUAAGCUAUAUUUUUCAGAGAGACUCACUUAUGUAAGCGGGAUGUCAGUAUUUAGAAGGAUCAUCAAAUGAUUAGCAAGAGACUUUCAAAGCCAGCUAGUCUAAACACUUGGCCAUAAAACGGCUUGACAUUAUUCUUCCUAUUUUGUCGAUACUACACUGUUGCAUUGUAUACUACUUGAGUGGCAAGUUUAUUUAUACGAAGUGAUCAAUGCUGUAAAAGAAACGAAAAUAACUUCUAUCACAGGUUCUAUGAAACUAUGUUUAUUGAAAGAAUAUGAAAGAAGUAGAAAAAACUCUUGACUUUUCAUGUCUGAGUGACUUGCUUUAAAAUCUGACAUUGACGUUGCUAACGUUUGAUAGAGUAGAAAUGGCCUAAGCCCGAGAAGAGGGCCAUCAGUUUAACAUGUUUAUUAUAUUCAAAAGUGUCAAAUCAUGGUGCUUUCCUAGAAAUCAGAGAUGUCCACGACAUUAUGGAGUUGCACGAAACUCCAUAUAUUUGCCAAUGCUUUACACACUCUUUGAUUGAAUUCCGCACCUAAUGGCUCAUUUCAUGACAAUUUAUCAAAGUUUCAUAUUUUGUAGCGAUUUCUCUCGAAAACUUUCAUAUUUUCUUCAAAAUUUAUUGAUUUUCAACCUGAAAAUGGUUAAAAUACCGAAGCAAUAAGUAAUAUUUUUCUUUUUAUGCAUUUGUCCUAUAAUAAUAUUAUUUUCAAAACUGAUGAUUAAAUUAAGUGCAUUGCAAACAAAAAAUCAUAUUUAUAACCAAAGAUGAGUUUUGCAUGCAAAAUUAAGUGCGUGGGAUAAUUUAACAUGAAAAAUAGGAAAACUUAUUUAUGUUGUAAAUAAUUACCAAUGCAUGACCGUAUGUAAAAUAGUGACUUCGAGUAGUCAUAAUUUACCCAAACACUUGUACAUUACUGACAUUAAUCAUAAAAAUAUUGUUAUUAUUAAAACUAUACUGGUGUUCGAUUAGAGGUUAUGGAAAGUGCAACACGCAUAAAAAAUAACUCAUAAUUUAUAUUUAUAUUUUGUUUAAAUUAUGUUUGGAUGUCUUAAUUCAGUUCGAUAAAAAGACGAUUAUUAUACUCGAACUACCAUUUUUAAAUUUGUGUGGAUAUAGUAAAAUAUCAUUUUAGUCAAGGUCAAAUGCAGCACCGAUCCUGCAAAUGGCUAAGGCCUAUACGAGUUAGUGAGUAAUUAAAACAAACCUGUUUAGAACUAGUCCUUUUUAAAGUAACAUUGUUAACAUUAAAUAUUAUUCAGAGAGAAAGGAAGCAGUUCUAGGCUUACGGUGAUAGUUUAAUAUUUACAUAAAACACGCGAACAGCCAUAUGGAAAGAAAUAUUCAGAUUUACAUAAAAUUUGGUAAAAAGCUAGCGAUGUAAUAUGAAACAAUAUUUCUGCUCUCCACUAUCAUUUAUCUUCUGUGUAAGCUCAAAUCAAUAUUGUGCCAUAUAAUCAUAUAUUUUACAUUCGUUUAUUAAAUUUAACCAGAAAAUCGUGUCGUUUUAGACUUUGUCCUCGAUUUAGUAUAUUUAAUUGAUAUACUUUGCCAAUUUGGUCAUUUACCAACUGGUUUUUGUUUUUAGUUGCUAUAUGCUUACCGAAUUGCUAUCUUUUCUGGAGAUUUGUUUCAAUGAUUUUUAUUCUUUAAAUUUCGCUUUGCUAUUUUAUGUUGCAAACUAUUUUGCCUUCAGAAAUAUGGGUGUGGAUAUAGCAACAUACCGUAGCAGAAUAGGUUGCUUUGGAGGUGUUCGUUUAAAGACAGUUGUCGUAUGUAACCAGUGCACUAUGGAUCUCAACAUAGACGGAACAAUAUUCUUCAUUGCAACGUUGCUACUUAUUGCAGGAAUAGAGCCUAACCCAGGACCUAUGAAAUCCAUAGACGCCGUAGAAAGUAAACAAUCUGCGAAAGAGGAAGCUUUUGAGCAACUUUUAGGAAAAUCAAAAGCAUCCAUUGCUGCUUUUAAAAGACCAUACGUUGAAGUAAACGAGGCUUUAUUGCAAAAUGCAGACAAUCGUUUAAAAGUACAAAGGGUCGUCAUUAUAACCGGGAAAAGAAAAAGUGGAAAGACAACAAUGGCAAUGGAAUUAAUCAAACUGAUUGGUACGGAUAAAAAUAUUUUAAUGCUUGACGACGCGAGUCAGUUGGAUCAGUUGAACUAUGAAAAUACAGAGGCAAUUGUGAUAGAAGAUAUUGGUGGCGUUCGUCCUUUUGAUGAACUACAAGUUAAGACGUGGGCGAAUAAAUUCGAGACACUAUACUCUUUAGCAGUAUAUGGGAAAAUAAAGAUCAUAAUCACAAUCGACGAGGAACUGUUUGAUAAAGUUUUCAAAGAAUGCCGUCACCCCCUUUUUGCCAAAAGUAUUGUUACACUUCCAGAGCAACGCAGACAGGAUAACGGAAGUCCGGCAGAAAUAGAAAGACAAAGUGAUGUAGUAUAUUUCCGUACGGAAGAAAGACCGCAGGCAACAACCUUUGAGCAAUGGGAGCCAAAAUGUGUUGUUCCAAAGAAAGAGCAGUUCGUUCAUUAUUCUGCGUCUGUGAAAUGUUGGCCCAGAGUCUACAAGUCACAACAAAUUAUUAGAGAUUUGGUGGAAAGAUGUUCAUAUCUUGAAAAUAAGUUUAAAUUGCGCGUAACACAAUACGAAUAUCUGUCUGAGAUAGAUAUAUACAUAAGUAGCAGAGUAAAUCUUGAAUUUAAGUCCUUGCUAAUGCGACCCGACCAAUUUGAAAGAAAGGGAACAGUCUGUCUUGAUGUUACGCAGAGAACUUUAAAAGACCAGCCAUUUCCAUUACGACAGAAUGUUUCUGGUUUGUUAAUUCACGAAAAUGCAAUUGAGCUUAUUCAAGAAGUGUCACCAAACAAGAUGCAUAUGGUCGUAGCAUCUUCAUCGGAUACGAACCCGUCACACAAUCUAGAGCCGAAAAGGGUAAAAUUUGAACUAACCUCCCUCCUCGAGCGUGUUGUGUUUGAUAUACUGACAGCAGAAUUUAACACUUUGAAACAGUUAUACGAGAACAGUAUGCCUCAAACCUUCUCUGAUCCUUCCUCGUUUUUGUCUCUCUCGGAAUGGAAAGCAGGAGAGAGUAUGACACCAAGUUUAAAGGACAUGGUAAUACAGCACAAAAAUACUAUAGAACAGCUGCUCGGGGAAAUGAUUGCAUUGUUCAAUCGAAGCAAUAUCGAAGAAAUCAAACGUCCGGCCAUGUUAGGAUUUGAGAAGAAACAAGUUAGUAAAGAGGUAGUUAAGCAACUAUUUCGUCUUGAUGACACAAUACGUGGAUGUGGUUAUAGUUACAGUACCUUUAACGUCAACGUUGAAUAUCUUCCUGAUCAAGCAAAAACUAUUAAACGCCAAAAAGGUAUAGAAGACUUCUUAGAACGCAAUGGUAUUACGAAUGUAAAAUUUAAUAUUGUUUCAAAACGAGUGACUGAAUAUAAAAGUGUUGGGGCUAUGGUAAGCACGCCUACUAUAGGUCAACCAGAAGGAUAUCGAUCUGGGACUCUUGGGGGUUUCGCAUCCUUGAAUAAAGCAAACAAAGUAACGUCUUGUGCGCUUUUUUCUCGGCACGUUGCAUUGGGCUGCAAAUUGAAAUUGUACGUCGAUGACAAUGGACAAAGGAAAGAACUUGGCGAGAUUUUAGAAGAUACUUUACAAGACGGAAGUUAUGAUAUCGCUGCUGCAAAAAUACACGCGGAGCAGGUUUCGAACUGUGACGUUGAAUUUAAGAAUUCAGAAAAUACGCCACGUCCGGGAAAACUUUAUACAGCAACAGCAAAUAUUAAUCUGCAGCAUCUUCCAGUCCACUUGUGGGGUUCACAAUCGAAACCAGGGCUUGGCAUAAUAAAAAUACCAGAAUUUAGCUAUGCAGAGGCGACUGAGAUAUACAUAGAGAUAGAAGAUAGAGAUCCAAGUGGUGAGCAAGCAUUUCAACGAAUGGCUGUUGAAGGUGAUAGUGGUGCCAUUGUUUGCGCCGAUGAUCUUGAUGACGAAAUCGUUCAUGUGAUAUCAAUGCUAAUGGGCUCAAGCAAUUAUGAGAUGCACAGUGAAGAUUCGAAUGUAAAAGCAAAAUACAUGUCCUUUCCAUUGCACAAAGGAGUGGAACAUUUGCAAAACAAAACUAAUGGUAUAUUUUCAUUAGAGGGGAUAGUCAAUGACUCAGAAAAUGACACAGAGUGAUAACGCCGUUUGAUUUCUUAACUCGUUUCUUAUUUUGGUGCAUUAAUAGUCGUUAAGUCUUAAAACAAACGUUCUCAUUCGAUUAGCAGUGAUUUGUUUUAUGAUAUAGACUGAUCAAUUUUGUGCAUUAGUCUCAAUUCAUUCAUUAAUAGAACGGUCAUAUAAUAUGAGCAUUGGAAUAUUUCAAACUCUAGAGGCAAAAUUAUGUUUUAUUUUUAUAAAUGAUGGGUUGAGCUUAAUUUGUAAUCAGCAGGUUUUUCUUGAUGAAGAGCUAAUAACAAACAUAUAUUUUAUAUCAUCUUUUAAAGCAUCUCAGACAUGAAUAAACAGACUCUAAUUCUGUAUUUAUUUGGCAAAGGGGCCACCAAUGUAUAAACAAAUAAAGACUGACUUUACUUGAAAAGUAAUUGUCGUAAAAUGGUGUGUUUACUGUUACUUUGGAUUAGACAAAUGUAAAAUUGUAUGCUUUAAUGCCAAAUUUUAAUUUAAGAUGUGGAGGGAUUAUUGUCUGUAUCAGAAUUAAUAUAUGCCCGGCGUUUUUGAUUGUCUGUACAGACACAUUGUGGUUAAUGGAAUAUUGAACUUAAGAAAAUAUAAUUAUGUAUUUUUUAAAACAGUUAUUUGUUGAAGCAUGAUAAUUUUGGAUAUCUUUUAGGUGUUUAAGAAAAUUCGAUUCUGUUAUAACUUAGAUUUCUUUACUUACGCAUAAAAAAUGUCUGAACAAAUCAGGUAACUUAAAGAUAACUUUUUGGCGAUCUGGAGUAGUUGUUUUGCUGCUUUUUACACAAAGCCGUAUUAGUACACGUACAUCUAGGCACUCGAGACAAUUAGAUUAAGAGUACACUUGUUUCGAAAUAUCGCUUUUACUGACAUAAAUUAUAACGAAUAUCUUAAAGAAGCAUGUCUUGUGCAUACAUUGUCAGAACUUUAAGAGAACGUUUUUCCGUGACGUCAACUGUGAUUUACAAAAUAUAAAUGGAAUUCCUUAAGGGGUAUGUUUACUGAAAUUAUAAAUUGUACAUAUAAAUCCCUACGCGUUGAAAUCUUAAAAUGUGAUUGUAGAAGGCGCAGCUGGAAUUAUAAAAGUUUUAUACAUAAAUGCACAUAGAAUUGUUGCUAAAUCCUCCUUGAAUUGCUAUGUAUCAGUCCGUAAAUGUACAUACCGUUGCUACCAAAUUAAUCUGCCUACGAAAUUUAGAAAUCUUUGACAUUAGUAAUAAGACGUUCCCGUUUAAGCAUCUAUUUCUUUUUCACCAAAAUCUCUAACAGAGUUAAUAUUGAAUGUUAUUGCAGACACGUGUUUAGUGUAAAGAUAGAUGUAAUAUCCGAAUAUGUUAUAAUUAUAAUACCAUUACAAUACCCAUUUACCUUAUAAUUAUAGAUGUUUUCAUUACUUGUCAUGGUAAAGUCGUUACUUUUAGUUGUAUCUUAUACAGAUAUAUAGUAUAGAGGAAAUUUCCAAAUAUGCUAAAUAGAGAUAGAAAAAUAUAAUAACAACUUUAUUAUACCCGUGUAUUAUAUAAUGAUAGAUAUUUCCCCUAUUUGUUCAUGAUAUAGCUGCUAUUGUCAGUCAAAUCUUAUACAGAUAUAUAUUUUCUUCAAACUCAAUUUCUUUAUUUCACUCAGAUCAUGCAAAUAUACAUGACAAUAUGAGGUAAUAACACAAUUAUAAAUGAUAUACAAGGCUGAAGAAAACAAUCAUUACAGUGCAUAUAUAUAUAUUUCAUAAGACAUAUGGCACAUUGCAAGUAGACAGUUACUUGAUAAGCAACUUGCUAGGCAUUAUGAAUUGUAUUUGUUUCUUUCUAAAAAACACGAUAUAGCCACUGUCUCUUAUUUUGAAGACAUAAUAAGAUACCGAAAUGUUUAGGCAUAUAUGAAAUAAAGAAUUUAUACAAUGCAACAUUUUGAGUAAGGUGUUUCCGGAGCACCUGCGAAAGCCAUAGAAAGCAAAUACUUCAUUACUUUUUAAGAGUUCCAGGAUGUUAACUAUCUUAAUUUAGGAGAUAAAGUUAGACAAUUGAGAAUGAACCAUAUGCAUAAGAUUUAUUACAGGAAUAUCCCUGCCUAUAUUAGAGAAAAUUUCACUUUCUGUAGUGAGGCUAAUAUUCGCUCUAGUGGUUAUAACUUUGUUUUACCUCAUCCAUUUCUGUAUUACUGAAUGUGAUGUUAUGUUUGUUGAUCAGUAGUGAUAGUGUAAUAUUAUUUUAUUGUCUAGUCAUUUUAAGUAUGCCUACUUUUAAUCCCGUUUUAAACCUAAAUCUUGACAAAGAAUUUCAUUUUUUAUGUAUUAUUUAUUUUUUUAUAUAAACUUUGGAUAUGUCAAUUUUACCCAUGGGCCCCAUUGGAAAUAAGCUUUUAGCUAAAUGGGUUAUCCAUAGGAACAUAGUACAAUUUUUCUUUACUUUUAGCAGUCAUCUCCCUUUUGGUCAUAAGUAAAUGUAUGCUAUGAAAUUAGGUUUUAUGCAAACUGUCUAACUUGUUUUAAUGGUAAUUCUUAAUAUUUGCCACUUUUGUCUUGUGUACUAUUUCCUAAAAUAAAUAAAUAAAUAAAUAAAUAAAUAAUAAUCAACACCAUUUUUUGCAAGUUUAUUGCUUAUCAUCACCUGUUUAUUAGGGGACUAGGCUAAUUUAUUACUCUCGAUGAUAGCAGCGGAAGCACUGCGUCUAUACAAACAGCCAAUUUCCCGAAUAUCUUAUCAAUUUAUAAUCAAAUACAAAUGUUGCCAGAUCCAUAGUCUGUAUGAAAAAUAAAUAUUUCAUCCAAACAUUCUUAUUCUUUACGUUAUUUGUAGAAAAUCACAUGACAGUUAUUUGAUUCUAUGAUAACAUCAAUUUUAAAUUAUGGAUGUGAAAUAUGGGGUUUUCAUAGAGCAUCCGAUAUAGAAAGAAUACAAUAUUAAGUUUUUAAAACAUAUUUAAAAAGUUCGCCAACAGACAGCUAGCGCCGCAAUUUACGGUGAAUUUGGACGAGUUCCAUUUCUAUGUAAUUCGUAAAAUAAGACUGAUUAAAUAUUGGUUCAGGACUAUAAAAACCCCAGAUUCUUUUGUUUAUAAGUUAUUUGAUCAACGUGAUAAUCACGGAAGUUUUGUUAAUAAAUGGGCCAAAAGUAUCAAACAACUAUUAGACAAUUUAGGAUUUUCUUAUCUAUGAAUUAAUGCAGAAGUUUCGAAUUUACAUAUUCAAAGUGUAAUUAGAAAUAUAUAUGAUCAAUAUUUACAGCAAUGGUUCUCAGAAAUUAGAAAUUUACCUAAACUCCAAACAUAUUGUACAUUUAAGAAUAAUUUUGAAUCUGAAAAGUAUUUGAGUUGUGUAAAGUAUGAUAAAUAUAGAAUUGCUUUAUCUAGACUUAGAUGUUCUGCUCACAAUUUACUUAUUGAAGAGGGAAGAUAUAGAAAUAUAGAAAGAAACCAAAUAAUAUGUAAUAAAUGUAAUAUGAACUGCAUCGAAAACGAAUAUCAUUUUCUCUUAGUAUGUCCUUAUUAUAGACAGCUCAGACUUACUUAUUUACCAAUACAUUACUGCCACUGGCCAAGUUUGGCCAAAUUUAAAUCACUAUUGAAUUGUUUGAAUAGUGUGAUUAAUAAAUUAGCUAAAUAUGUCUAUGAAGCUAACAUUCCUCGAGGAGAAUACCCUCGUAGUAAUAGAAACUUUUCCUAUAUCAAUUUCUAUUUGAAUAUGUAUAAUGUAUAAUUUUAAUUGUGCAAAUACUUCCUUUAUGUUGUAAUGUUGCAAUUACUAAAGAUUUUGCUCAUUCAAUCGUGUUUACAUAUUAUAUUUAAUUUCAUAAUUUCAUGCUUUUCUCUUUCAUAUUGUGUUGUACGCCACUUUAUAUUGGCGGUGAACAUUUUUUUGUUUAUGCCAAAUAAAAUAUUGAAUUGAAUUGAAUUGAAAGUAUUUAAAUGUAUAAUUAUGUUUAUAUUGUUUGACAAAAAAUGUACAGUUUACGUCAAUAAAUUGUUCUGUU